Messenger RNA from Paramecium sonneborni, 748 nucleotides. The record is from the annotation of a GenBank genome assembly. Lineage: Eukaryota; Ciliophora; Oligohymenophorea; Peniculida; Parameciidae.
AUGAUAAAUAAAUAGGAAGUUAAAUCUUGGUAAUAUAAUAAAAAAACAGAAAAAGAACUCUUAGAUAUAAUCAUAAAAUUGCAUUAAGAUAUAAAAAGAGGUUAUUAUUUACUUGAGUUUAUUCUGUAUUUUUAUAAAGAAGGAAUAACAUUUAAUUAUAGGUCACAAAUUAGAGGAUAAAUGCUUUUGAAUUUGUACUUUAAAUAAUAUUUAUUUAAUAAAAUUUAUAUAUCUCUGAUAGAAUUGAAACUGACUAAAUAUUAUCUUAAUUAAUAAUUCUUUUUUUUGUUUGUAUACUUCAGAUUAAUCAUAUUAAUUGAUUCCCUAGUUACUAAUUCUUUUUUAUUUUUCUAUGUAAAUAAAUAAAUAAUAUUUAAGUGAAUUAAGAAAUUAAGUCAAGAAAAUUAUUGGAAAUUUGGGUGUCACUUCCAAUUAUCUCAACUAAUUAGUUUUCAUUGAAGACUUUUUAACAGAAUUUAUGAGACUUUAGCAAACAGUUAUUUAUUCAAUAGCUUUUAAGGUUAAAUCAAAAAUCUAGAAAAAAGAUAUUUAAGUUUAAAAAGGAACUCUUCUGCUUUUAGAAAAUUUCUUAGUCAAUAUUAGAUCACUAUUAAACAAUGAUAGUGCUUAUAAAUUUAAACCAAAAAGAUAGUUAAAUAAAAACCAACUAAUUAAAAUAAUGGAUUCAUAAAUAUUUCUUUUGUUUUGGAUGAAGUAAUUGUAUUUCAUAACAUAUGGAAACUAUUGA